This is a messenger RNA of Pseudopodoces humilis (Tibetan ground-tit), 1846 nucleotides long. It is a transcript of the gene E2F2, whose product is annotated as E2F transcription factor 2. The record is from RefSeq and is a predicted model, not a curated record. Gene Ontology annotation, molecular function: DNA-binding transcription factor activity, RNA polymerase II-specific; protein dimerization activity; RNA polymerase II cis-regulatory region sequence-specific DNA binding. Gene Ontology annotation, cellular component: RNA polymerase II transcription regulator complex. NCBI's taxonomy places the organism in Eukaryota, Metazoa, Chordata, Aves, Passeriformes, Paridae. Gene Ontology annotation, biological process: regulation of transcription by RNA polymerase II.
AUGUGGGAUGUGCUGGGGGGGAUCCUGUGGGACAGCCCAGCCUGGGAGCAGGCCAAGAGGAAGCUGGACCUGGAGGGCCCCGAAUUUCGCAUGCCCAAGGGGAAGGGCUGGACACUGGCACAGGUCCCCAGCCCCAGGACCCCCAAGUCUCCCGGGGAGAAGACUCGCUACGACACCUCAUUGGGGCUGCUCACCAAAAAAUUCAUCCAUUUGCUGAACGAGUCUCCUGACGGUGUUGUGGAUCUGAACCGGGCUGCCGAGGUGCUGGAGGUCCAGAAACGUCGCAUCUACGACAUCACCAACGUACUGGAGGGCAUCCAGCUCAUCCGCAAGAAAUCCAAGAACCACAUCCAGUGGAUGGGGACGGGGAUCUUUGAGGAUGCAGCAAUGGUGGCGAAGCAGCAAGUGCUGCGAGGGGAUCUGGCUGAACUGGCUGGGACAGAGAGGAUUCUGGACCGGCUCAUGCAGGACUGUGCCCUGCAGAUCCAGCAGCUGGCUGACAAUGAGACCAACCAGAGGCUGGCGUACGUCACCUACCAGGACCUCCGUGCCACCAGCAGCUUCCAGGAACAGACGGUGAUUGCCGUGAAGGCUCCCCCUGAGACACAGCUGGAGGUGCCAGAUUUCAGCCAGGAGAACUUCCAGCUCCACCUGAAGAGCACCAAUGGCCCCAUUGAGGUGUACCUCUGCCCAGAGGAGAUCACAGAAGAAAGCCCCACCAAGGAGCACCCUGUCCCCUUUGCUGCCACCUCCCCACGGGACGACCCCGUACCCCUUUCCCUGCCAAACAGCUCCCCAUCAGCUAAACAGCCACCCUACCCCAUCUCCCAGAGCUGGGGGGGCACAGGAAGCCCUCUCUCACCCCCAUCUCUGCCUCUUCCCAUCCAGGGGGGACCCAGCUCACUGCUGGAGAUGGAGCCUGGGCUCCUGGGUUCCCCUACCCACCUUCUGCAGCAGACGGAGGACCAGCUGCCCUGCACCCCCUCCCACCUGGACUCGGGACCCUUCAUCACCUUCUCACCCGCCCUGGAACAGGAUGACUAUCUCUGGGGGCUUGAGGGCGAGGGUGUCACAGACCUCUUUGAGAUAUAUGACCUGGGGGACCUGCUGAAGCACUGAGUGUCCCCCUGCCAGUCAUCAUUUCCUUUGUUCCCUCUGGCCGCUUGUGUCCUGAGCGCAUAGGAUCUGUGUGGGGUGACUGGAGAGAUUGGGGAGCACGGGUUUUUCUGAUGAUGGCAGGGAGAGGGGGACUUGUGUUGCUCACCCAGUGUGGCUCUCUGCACUCUCCUGGGUUGGUUGUCACCUCACUGGGCUCUGGGAGUGCCCUGGGAUCCAUCCAGGACUCAUCCCAGCAUGCCCCCAUAAAUCCAUGGGGUACUGAUGCUUCCCACCAUUACCCCACAGCUGGGGGUGCCUUUUGGGUGCCCCAGAUGGGUUAGGGGCACCCUUGGGUGGCAGAGAAACCUCUGCCCAGAAUGGUCUGUGUCAUGUUUUGGGGUCACUCCAGUUGUUCCUCAGUUAAACUGGUUCUUCAUGGUCUCAACAGGUCAUUUCCAGUGGCACAUUCCCACCAUGGCUGGAAUAUCCUUAAAAAAACAUUCAGGCAGCAAAGCUGAAGUCAUCUUUGGGUGAGGGAAGGAUGAAGCUCACUUGGCUCUGGCAAAUCUCUGGCCAGAACAUGGAGCUGUAUUCUCUGAGGGACUACAGCCCCUCUGCCCCAGUCCACACCAGUUCCCUCCCUCCAGCCUCUUGGAGCUAUUGGUGCUGGGAGUAUAAAAACUGGAAUGUACAGGGAAGAGGUAUGCCUAGAGGAGGCGAUGACCUGCAAGAGAGGGGCUUGGGAAAC